This is a messenger RNA of Chrysemys picta bellii (western painted turtle), 447 nucleotides long. Lineage: Eukaryota; Metazoa; Chordata; Testudines; Emydidae. The record is from RefSeq and is a predicted model, not a curated record.
CCUGCCACUGGAGGGAAACUGAGGCAGCAGAAGGGUCUGAAGCCAGACCAGCUCAUUCCCCUCAUCGGCUUCAUCGGCCUCGGCCUGGGCAGCGCCGCGCUCUACCUGCUCCGCCUGGCCCUCUGUAGCCCCGAUGUGAGCUGGGACAAGAAGAACAACCCAGAGCCGUGGAAUAAACUGAGUCCAAACGACCAGUACAAGUUCCUGGCGGUUUCCACCGACUACAAGAGCUUGAAGAAGGAUCGGCCCGACUUCUGAGGCCACCAUGGCGGGUCCGGGCGCCCCCGCCGGGCCUGGCCGCCCCCCGUGUCCCCUGCUUCCUGCUCAGGGCCCGUGUGGCUCCAUCACGCUGCCUGAGGUGAUGCUGCCUGGCCCUGGCCGCGCCCUGACGCCCAGGCGAUGGGCACUACCCCCAGCACUGCAAUAAAACCCCAAUGCGCCACGUAA